This is a messenger RNA of Lycium barbarum (goji berry), 3155 nucleotides long. RefSeq lists its product as uncharacterized. Bases 385 to 2445 code for a protein of 686 amino acids. Gene Ontology annotation, biological process: intracellular signal transduction. The transcript is spliced from 7 exons. The record is from RefSeq and is a predicted model, not a curated record. Lineage: Eukaryota; Viridiplantae; Streptophyta; Magnoliopsida; Solanales; Solanaceae.
UGAGCUCUAUGCAGCGCAGUAACUUGGUCAAAGGAUCUCGAAAAGAAAAGAAAGAAUUUUCCACCUCUUAAAACACAAUUAAGAAGAAAAAGAAGGUCUUAAUGUGCAAAAAUAUUCAUUGUAAAUCAUCAAUAAAAACAAGUUCCCGCUUCUUGCUCGUCAAAGUCUCCGUUCGGACUACUAAUUAACGACGACGGUUUCUAUUCAAAGUCCUUAAAUUUUCUUACAUUUCUCAUUUAUUACCCCCUAAUUUUCACCCCCUUUAAAUUUGUCCAUCUUUCUUUGUAUUCCCAAUUUUAUCGCUUCUCAGAUCUUUAUUGGUACCUGCCAAAUUUAGGAAUUUAUUCUGGGCGUUAAGCAUUUCCAUGAUAGUAGACUCGCGUCAUGGAAAAAGAAGAUGCUAUUACAGAGGCUGCAGUCAAUGAUACUGCUACUGAAAAGGAAGCAAACAAACCCAUCCUUAGCAAUGAAUCUGUAAAAAAUAAAGUUACUGAACCGCAGGAGGAAAAUACGGUGAAUGAUCGAAUAGAUGAACAGGAAAAGAAAAUAUCUGCAGAUAAUUCUAUUUUACAUUCCAGUAAUGCUGUGAAGAGUCAGGUUGAUACAAAUAAUGAACUGGAAAAGGAGAAUUCUUUAGGUGAAAACACGUCAAGCUCUUCACUUGCUAAUAAAAAUGAGAUUGAUAAAUCCGACUUAGAUCAAGUUAUCUCCCCAGGGGAAGUAAAAUCGUUGAACAGUGAAAAGAAGGUUGAUUGUGUGAAAGUGGACUUAAAAAGUCUCCGCGAAACUAAGAAGAGUCUUGAAGAAGUUGUUUAUGAGGAGGAAGCAGAACCCGUAUUUGAUGGAACAGAAGAACCUUUGAUGGUUGUUAAUAGGAGUUUGUCAGCCCGUCCUGUACAUCGUGACUCAGAGGCACAGGGAUCUGUUUGGCCUGAUAAGGCAGUGGCUCUUACAAACUUUGUUAGAUCGAAGAGUACAGUUGCAGUGAGUACUGUUCUACGUCGCCUUUCUGGUAAAAGUGAUGAUGGGCAAGAUGUUACUGCUGAAGAAGAUAAGAAGAAUGCUGUUGCAUCACAAGAACGUGAAACGCAAGCUGUGUCUCAGAAAACUGCAGAAUGGCCUGGGUGGAAUCCCCUCAGCUUAAUUGGGAUUUUACGUGAUGAUACCGGAAAUAGAACCGAGGAGAAGGAGGUCUCAGCAGAAGCAGUUUUACCAAUAGCCAUGAAGGGAAGGAUUAUAUUGUAUACAAGGUUGGGAUGCCAGGAAAGUAGAAAGGUAAGGCGUUUUCUACACUGGAAAAGACUCGGAUAUGUUGAAGUGAACAUUGAUGUGUAUCCUAGUAGAAAGAUGGAACUGGAGAAAAUUGCUGGUGAUUCUGAUGUUCCUCGAGUAUUCUUUAAUGAAGUUCUAAUUGGUGGAUGGAGUGAUCUAAAGAGCUUGGAUGAGUCUGGAAAGCUCUCGGAGAAGAUUGAAUAUGUAGUUGAUGAAGCUCCAUCAUUUGAAGCUCCUCUACCACCUCUUUCUGGUGAAGAUGAUUUGUCUAGUAGUGGGUCUAUCGAUGAGCUAGCUGUUAUUGUUAAAAAAAUGAAACAGUCUAUUGUUUUAAAAGACCGGUUUUAUAAGCUGCGCAGAUUCACCAACUGUUUCCUGGGAUCAGAAGCUGUGGAUUUCCUGUCAGAAGAUCAGUACUUGGAAAGAGAAGAGGCUGUUGAAUUUGGUAGGAAGCUCGCAAGCAAUCUUUUCCUCCAACAUGUACUUGAUGAAAAUGUGUUUGAAGACGGCAACCAUUUGUAUCGUUUCCUUGAUGAUGAUCCUGUUGUAUCUCAGUGUCAGAACAUACCGAGGGGUUUAACAGAAGUGAAGCCCAAACCCAUUAUAGAAAUUUCAUCUAGAUUGAGAUUUUUGUCUCAUGCAAUCUUUGAAGCUUAUGCAUCAGAAGAUGGAAGGCAUGUUGAUUAUAGAAGUAUCCAUGGCAGCGAGGAAUUUGCAAGGUACUUGAGAAUAACUGAGGAGCUUCAAAGAGUGAACUUGAAAGACAUGCCCAGGGAGGAGAAGCUUUCCUUUUUUGUUAAUCUCUACAACAUGAUGGCCAUUCACGCAAUAUUGGUUUGGGGACAUCCAUCUGGACCAAUGGAGAGGAGAAAAUUGUUUGGAGAGUUCAAAUAUGUAAUUGGUGGGUGCACAUAUUCACUAUCAGCUAUCCAGAAUGGAAUCUUAAGGAGCAAUCAGAGACCACCAUACAAUCUAAUCAAGCCGUUUGGAGUUAAAGACAAGCGUCUUAAGGAGUUUGUAUUUUACAUCAGUCUGUUGGUCUGCUCUCGAAGCGACAACAUAUUAACUUUAGAUUUUGCACCAGCACCACUAAAUAGUUGCGCACCUGAAGAGCUAGCUCUGAUUAAGUCUCCAUUUGUUUCUUUAACCUGGUUGGUAUAUUGUGUAUCCUAGAAUGGGCAAGCGGGAUCCAAAUGAACCAAAAUAGGCAAGCAAGAUCCAAAUGAAAAUUCGGCAAACUAGAACUUCUAUGUUUACUGCAGUAACUUCAACAGGACUAUCCCCAUCUAAGUACAAGCUAAAUUGUAGCUAGCACAAAUGGCAAGGUCCACAACUGGAGGAACAACAAAAAUAUGUGAUCUUGAAGAUAGGCAAAGCUAUCAUAACUUGUGGUUUUCUUUGGUUAAGUUUCUAGUAGAUGAGGUACUUUUCGUGACCAGCAUUUUGUUCUUGUUGAAACACUGGAGUAAUAAAUUUUCAACUUUUCUGGGACGGAGAAAGAAUAGAACUUUUUCUGCUGCCACUUCUAGCCAUUCCCUUUUUUGAGUAAUAUAGUGUAACUAAUGCCGGUCGUCAAUCUUCAUAUUGAGAGAGCUGUCUGCACAUAUUGUUGCUUAAGAGUAAUCUUGCAUCAGUACCAGUUGUUGUUUCUGUUCUUGUGGGUUUUCCAUGAAGCAUCCGUAGCAGUGGACUGGUUAUAAAUUUGACUUGAUAUAUAAUAGUACAAGUUUUUGAUUCCAUGACUUCUGGUGCAAAAUGUUGACUGCACAAUCUGGUUAUCGAAUUGGAGUUGCAGUAAUUAGUGGUUGUAUUUGGAAAUCUAUCAUUAAUAUUAUGUAAUGUCUCUUGGUACAUUAUCUGUCUAAUCCUCCCACAACCCUCCU